This is a messenger RNA of Dermacentor albipictus, 1019 nucleotides long. Its product is annotated as glutathione S-transferase Mu 1-like. The record is from RefSeq and is a predicted model, not a curated record. Gene Ontology annotation, biological process: glutathione metabolic process. Gene Ontology annotation, molecular function: glutathione transferase activity. Lineage: Eukaryota; Metazoa; Arthropoda; Arachnida; Ixodida; Ixodidae.
GACGAUAACUGGGUGGUCUCUCUCAAAGAAAAUUACAGUGAGGCACGUGGUGUUACACGUAUGUCUAUAAAGUGUCACCUCUUGCGCGGAACCCCGCUCUUGUAUGCAGAGUGACUGAGGAAGACGAAGAUACGCUUCAUGACGAUUAGCCUUGUCGUCGUUGGCCAGCAGUGAUGGCUCCCGUACUCUGCUACUGGGAUGUGAGAUCCCUGGGACAACCCAUCCGCAACCUUCUCGUCUACAAAGGAGUCCAGUUUGAAGACAAGCAGUUCAAGGUCGGCCCUCCUGCCGAGUACGACAAGUGGCACAAGGAGAGGUCCACGCUGGGCCUGACGUUCCCCAACCUUCCGUACUACGUCGACGACGACGUCAGGCUGACCCAGAGCUUGGCCAUACUCCGUUACCUGGGAAGAAAGCAUGACCUGGUGGCCCGGAACGACAAGGAGACCACAGAGCUAGACGUCAUCGAGCAACAGGCGCGAGACCUGUGUCUCCUUCGGGCCUACGGGGCUGGACCAGAUGCGAAGCUCGAGCACGGUUUCGAGUCGCACGCCAAGAAGCUGGACGAGGUCCUGGGUCCCUGGGACGACUUCCUCGCAUGCCGGAAGUGGACACUGGGGGACAGGCUGACGUACGUGGACUUCCUGCUCUACGAAGGGCUCGACUGGCACCGAGAGUUCAAAGCGGAGACCUUGCAGCGGUACCCGCACAUUGUGGAGUACCUGAAGAGGUUCGAAGAACUGCCAAACAUCAAGGAGUACUUCGCCUCGGGCCGGUACAAGAAGUGGCCCAUCCUGAACUACCUCAGAAAAUGGGGCUUUAAGAAGCCAUCCGAAGGACAUGAGUAAGCGUUGCUGCUGCUAUUCGCUGUAAAAAAAAACAUGAUUUGAUAGCUGAUACAACCCAUGUGGCUGAAGAAAAUGAAGAUUCGAUUCGUUUGUGAUGUGUAUUUGUUCACCUUGUAACUUUCGACUACAGGGAGCGCACAACUGUCAAUAACACUGUGCUUAUUAUUUUCA